ACACCUUCCAUGGCCGAAAUACGUCGUAUCAUGACGGUGAACGCUCUGCUACGGACUACAAAGAGGACUGGCCCCGCGUGUAUCAUAGGCGAAUACAACGUUUUCUUCAAAUUCACAGACAAGAUGGUUACUUUUCGGAUCCGGACCCGGACCCAACAAGUAUCAUCCUGACAUCUAUCAACGUUAUGCAGCCCCGCUUUCCGGGAUUUGAAGAACACGCGAAACAUUAUGUUCUUGGACUUCUUAGCCUGCAUCGCACAUACGGCCAAUUACCUCCUGAAACGUUUGCUGAUGACGACUACGCAGGAAAAAUCAAUGUUGCAGUGCCAUCACUGCGCCGAAGGCAAGAUAGUCAUGGCCAUAGCUUGAGUAUAAUGCCAAGCAGACUCAUUUCCAUUUGUGGUCUGUUACUUCGAUCGACUAAAUCAAAUUCGUUCAAAUUCACAAGCGCUUGCCUGUACUUCGUCGAUCCCUGCCCGCCAGCCCAACUUCUCUGUCAGCCGUUCAGUCUCCGACAAUGGUCAACCUCAAAAGCAAGUCCUUCACCGUGCUUUAUUUUUCAACCCUUCGUUUCCGCCGCCAACUACCUCUCCUCCCUUACUCUGUCCAACACGUUCUUUUCAAACACAUUCUCUAUUCACGAAGCAACCACGUUCUUUACGACAAGUGACGAAACAAUGUCUAAGCUCACUAUUAUAUCUGCCUUGCUUCUAACAUCUUCACGCAUUAUUUUGGCGGCUCCCGUCCUUAAUUCUCGUGCCGAUGCAAUCAAUUUGCCGGGCGGUGUUUCUGGCGUUCCAACUGGAACUACUGACCCUGUGGAUCUUGUUGACGCUAUUACUUGCGAGAUUUUUGGCAUGAAACUUGCGGAUCCCCAGGAAGCCCUUGGACGUGCUCAGUCGGGUGCCCUCCAGCCGCCAUUAUCGUGCAACUGCGGUGUGGCCGAAUUCACAUCGCUUAUCCAGCAAUGCAUUUCCUCAGGUUCCCGUCAUUCUAAGUUCGCUGCAAGACCAAAACACGAUACAUCAGCUCUCGGUGCUCAUCGUCAAGCUUCUACAUAUCAAGCUUUUGACGGUCCGCCCAGCACAGCCCCCGGGAACAACGUGGUAGAUGCGACACCACAAGCUGCAUCACAGGCCCAGGCUACUUCUGACAAUAGUAACCAGACCAAUGGACCCAAUGAUAACUCUGGUUCGGAGCCCAGUGGCUCUACCGACAACUCUUCCGAAGAAUCCACUAACCCCACGGCCGAGACAUCCUCUCGCGUUGCUACUGCAGAUGAUAACAAUAGUGCUGUUCCAACUUCUGACCAAAUGGAUGGGAAUACGAACGGCGAAACAGGAGCACCGAAUUCUGCGUCCUCUUCUGUUGACUCGAAUAACUCCAACGCAAGUUCGGGCCAAAGUGUACCCACUUCGGACGACGCUGUUUCCUCUACUCCAGCUGACAAUAAUAAUCCUGCACCACCUUCUGAUACGAAUGCCAGCCAAGGAGAGCCUUUCAACCCUUUGGAUAAUAAAGCUGACAACGCGGAUAACUCCAAUGCGAACUCGGACCAGGAUGUACCUACUACGGACGGCACUGUUUCGUCUGCCCCAGCCGAUGAUAGUACACCUUCAGAGUCAACUGCUAGUCCGGGAGAGCCCUUCAAUUCUUCCGAAGCUGACAAUGCGGAUAACGCGGCUGAUUCCACGAACGAGGAUGAGAGUACUGCGGCUUCUUCGAACUCGAAUACCGCCAGCAAUGAUCAAAGUCCUGCCCCGCAAUCCGCCGCUCUGAACGAUGUACCCUCAUCUAACAAUGGCUUCUCAAAAUUCGGCACAUCUGGUCGUCCCGCGCACCCCUCUGGAUCAGACCAUCGUCACCCUCAAGGCUCGGAUCGCUCUCGACCAUCUUCUGGCCAUUGCGACGGUGUCGCCUGUGUAACACAAGACUUCGGGUUGCCUGGAACCAACGCUCCGAACCUGACCGGCCUGCCAGUCUCGACUUUGACCAGCGCCGGAGGCCCACUGUUGGGCGGUAUGGGGAGUUGUCCCAGCGGUGAUCUGGCACUUUGCUUGGAUGCAGGGACUGGGUCGAGGAAGUAAGUUUGAUGGUGAGGUUGAUGGUAUCGAUGUAUAUGUAUUGCAAUCCAGCUGUGCAGUAAUAGCUUAAUUAUCUACUCUAGGUCUGGGAUUCACGGCGAAGUUGGGUUUGUGAUCAGUGUGGUGUGGUAACCUAAAUACCGUACCUAUACAUCACUUUUCAC
Molecule: messenger RNA, 2248 nt
Organism: Somion occarium
Lineage: Eukaryota; Fungi; Basidiomycota; Agaricomycetes; Polyporales; Cerrenaceae
Source: the annotation of a GenBank genome assembly